UAAAAGCAACCCCAUUUCAUGCCUCUCUUCCCGCUUCCCUUUUCUUCCUUCUCAUAACUCUCAAACCCUCUUCCAUGGCUUCUUCCAACCCCAACCCGCCCACAUUCCCAAACGGGUUCGACCCGACCUCUAUUCCUAACACCACCUUCGUUCAAGCCGACCCUUCCACGUUCCGGGCCGUCGUCCAGCGACUCACCGGCUCGACUCCUACAAAGCUCGCCGGAAAAACAACCCCCGGCGAGAUGGGUCCCCGGAGACCCGCCUUCAAGCUCCACGAGAGAAGGCCGACUGCCAGAAAGCUGGAGAUCAAGCUCAAGCGCCGCGCCGCCGUAGCCGCCACACUGCAUUCUCCUCCUUCUUCUGCUCCAAGAAACCACCGGAGUGAGAAUAUGGUCAUGGUUUCGCCAGUUUCGCCGCUGGAGUACCUGGCGGCGCGUGGGAGCCCUAGAACUCCGAGAUCACCGAUGGAGGAAGAAGAGAGAGCGAUUGCUGAGAAGGGUUUUUAUCUGCACCCGAGUCCGUUAAGCACUCCGAGAGGAUCCGACCCGCCGGAGCUCCUACCCUUGUUCCCUCUUCAUUCACCCAGAGAGAACAAUGAUUCAUCAUCUAAUUAAGUUAUUUCUACCCUAAUUAAUUAUUAUUAUUACUAGUAAUUGUUUUCUUGAAUUAAUUAAUAUUUAAUUAUGUAAUUUAUGUAUGUGGGAUGUAUGUAUCUGUAGUUUUAUAAAUGUUUAGAACUUAGAAUUAAUAUUUAAUGUGAGGGUGAUGAUGCUUUUGUAGUAAU
This is a messenger RNA of Sesamum indicum (sesame), 784 nucleotides long. Its product is annotated as VQ motif-containing protein 11. The record is from RefSeq and is a predicted model, not a curated record. NCBI's taxonomy places the organism in Eukaryota, Viridiplantae, Streptophyta, Magnoliopsida, Lamiales, Pedaliaceae.